Molecule: messenger RNA, 1267 nt
Organism: Caretta caretta (loggerhead turtle)
Lineage: Eukaryota; Metazoa; Chordata; Testudines; Cheloniidae
Source: RefSeq, a predicted model, not a curated record
UCCAGUGCUUUCAUUUCAUACCCUGAGCUCAGGGAUAAACACGAAGCAGGAAAAUUCCCACUUCUACUCCCCUGCCAGGAUAUGAAAACAACCCCACGGGCCAAAGCAUCUGCAGAAUAAACUGGAGUGGGAAAGCUUAUAGUUUACAGCUGAAGUCCUUUUCUUGCAAGAUUGCCAGCUGCUGGAAGUGACUUUACUAGGGAACAAAGCAGUCAGGGAUCGAAAACUUAUUCUGGAUGCUUGUCAGCUUUCAGAAUAAUACCAAAACGCUGGACGUCUACAGCAUCUUUCACCUCAGGAGCUCAGACAUCUGAGACACACGCCUGAUGGGCUCCCUCCAGAAAACAGCUGCAUGCCUCCUGUUCCUGUCCGUUUUCUCAAGUGUCUCCCACGGCCAACUUGCAACCUUCAUCUGCAGUGAUGUCAAGACAGAAUAUAACAAAACGGCAACAAUUUCAUGCAUUAGCAACAAGAAGAUUACACAUGUGGUCGUUAAGCGCUGUGAAAAUUGUAAUAAACAGAACUCGUGCUUAGAAAGCGUUAUAAACACGUGGGCACGAAAGGAUUCCAGUGAAGAGGGAAGAAUUCGGUUGGUGCUACAACACAAUGUUUCUGAAGUGCACAUACAGGAAGUAAAAGCAACUGAUGAAGGAGGUUAUAAAUGGCAUCUUUAUUCUGACGCUGGGGAACGCGAUGGAUGUGCAACCCUUGAGAUUACAGCUCCAGAAACUGAGCCUAAUCUCACUAGGAACGGAACAAAGCUCACCUGCCUGUCACCUAUAGGGCAUCGACAAAGGGAGAUCCAUUGGUUCAAUGGCCAUGGGACUAACCUGACGGGCAGUGCAAGCCUGGUAUCUGAGGAAGCAGAAGGUGGCUUAACCAGCCUUAGCAGCACUCUCCAUGAGAAACCCAGCUUAGCUGCCUCAGAGUAUUGCUGUACUGUGCUGUAUGAUGUGCACACCAAGAGAAACAAAACCAAGUGCCUUCGUGCCCACAAAGCAGUUGCUGAUUACCUUCAUUUUACUUCAACCCGAUCACAAAAGUUACCCUCAACAUCUGCCAAAUAUCCGGAAAUUCCGAAGACCAUGAAAGAGCAUGUUGCCACCAUUCUAGUGCUCCUCUUUCUGGUUCUCUGCUCUUUUGCAGCUGUUCUGUACUACAAGUACCGCCAGCAGGUACAGUCUGACAACACACAUUAAGGUCGAAGCCUGUCCGAUCUGCACCUGCUGAAUUCCAAAAAGUCACUUCCUAGGAGCUAGUGCCACAA